Molecule: messenger RNA, 1887 nt
Organism: Thunnus maccoyii (southern bluefin tuna)
Lineage: Eukaryota; Metazoa; Chordata; Actinopteri; Scombriformes; Scombridae
Product: transmembrane protein 26
Exons: 5
Coding region: 808-1887 (359 amino acids)
Source: RefSeq, a predicted model, not a curated record
UUGGUUAAGGUUAGAGAAAGAUGGUUGGAUAUGAUCAUUACAGACAUAUUGUCUCCAGUAGCAGUUAGCAGACACAGUUUUCAGAGAAAAAGCUCUGAUAAACCAGCUGUACUUUACCUGUCCAGCACCAAAAGGCAAAGCUAGCUACUAGCUGGCGAACAUAGUGGAGCAUUUAGCAGCUAAAUAGCUAAAUAUUUUUCUCAGGAGUUGGUGGAGACUAAAACAGAGCUAAAAGGAGAGUGAAUAUUGGAUUCAUCAGCUGGACAGACACCGAGGCCAUGGAGCGAAGCUGUUAUCAGGGCCAGCAGUGCAGAGGCAGAGCAGGCAUGGGUGGGAGCUCUCUGAACAGGGAGUGCGGCGGGCUGGCUUCUCCCAGGGAGAUAACUUUGUUCUGGGCCAGGAGAGAUGACAUCAUGACGGAUGACGAUGAAGAUGUGGGCGCUGGGGGCAGGAAACGUUAUCUCUUACAAUGGCACCAAGGGGACGGAGACACACACAUAUACACUUAUGGAACACACUACUGCACACUGACACUCUACUCCAGUGAACAGUAGUUACUCCCCAUUGAACACAUGCACAAACACACACACGCUGCUGACAUGCCUACUCAUCCAGUGGGUCUAGGAGGUGGCUGUCAUUUAAAAGGAAAAAUCAGACAGAUAGAGGCCAGGUCACUGUGUGUGACUGCUGUGGUGUUGUCACUUUCUACAGCACAGCUUCUGAGAACUUUUGGGAAAUACACUGACGAAACUGAUCUCAACCAUUCUCAGCGAGGAGUCCAGCUUGUAUUGUUUUCUGCGGUGCAUCAUGUGCUCUCUUCUGAACAUCCUGCUGGCUUUGCUGAGUCGCUUCCUGUUUGCGGUCCACGGGGUGGUGACAGUGUGGCGUGUGGUGGCUGUUAAAGGAGAGCCGCUCUAUUGGCUGCUGCUGACGGGCGUGGCUCUGCUGGGUGUGGAAAUGGCCAUCACACUGAAGUGCACCCGCAACGCAGAAUGGAAAUGGUUCUCCCCCAUGGUUUUCCUCUACCUCAGUACUGUCAUCCCUUCCAUUUGGUUUCUGGAGCUGAGCCUGCUGCAGUCCAAGCUUCCUGUCAACAAUUCCUCAGGCCCUGAACUUCAUUUGCUGGCUCACAUCCCAAUCACAGCGGGCAUCGUGGAGCUGGACCCAGAAAACUGGGUGGCUGGUCUGGAGCAGACCAUGCUCAUAGUGUUGGUUCUUGGUCGCUGGCUGAUGCCCAAGGGGUACAUGUCCCGGGACCAGCUCUCCCAGCUCCUCAUGGUCUACGUUGGACUGGGUGCUGACAUCCUGGACAUCUUCGACACCUUCAGGGAACCCGAGGUCAAAACCAACUGGGCAGUUGUCAUCAUCGGCUUGUCUCUCUUCUCUUGGGCGCUCAUGCAGUUUCCUCUGGUGCUCACUCAGACGCGACCCCCAAAGGGUGGUCACCCCUGCUGCCCUGCCUCUCCAUCCUCAUUCGUCUCCUGCUGCUCCAGUGAAGUGUGGAGCUUGCUGCUCACAGUGGGACUCCAAGAUGGCCCAUUCCUGCUUUACCGACUUUACCUCAUGGUGCAAGAGCAGGUACUCAACCAGCUGAUGAUCUUCUUCACCUGCAAGAACAUCCUCAUCGUCCUCUUGGAGCUUUAUCGAAUCUUUGUGGUGCAGUGCAAGCAGCAGGCCGAGGAAUUGGGGUUGGAGAGGUGUGCUGCUCGGGUGCUCCAGUGUCCAACCCAGAGGGGCAGCGGGGAAGAGGAGAAACAGGAAGAAGAGGGUAGAGAGGAGUGUUGUGCAGAGCAGAGCUGUCAUACAGACACGGACGGGGGGACUGAGAGGGAAGUAGAUCAGAGAGGUGUCCAGGUAGAGAAAGGCUUAAAAUGCCAUGAGGCAUAA